Aspergillus sclerotioniger CBS 115572 is the source of this 393-nucleotide messenger RNA. RefSeq lists its product as uncharacterized. Lineage: Eukaryota; Fungi; Ascomycota; Eurotiomycetes; Eurotiales; Aspergillaceae. The annotation marks the transcript as partial. The record is from RefSeq and is a predicted model, not a curated record. The transcript is spliced from 3 exons.
CUUCUCUUACCUACCACCUACCUACAUCCACCGAACAACCAAAAUGCAUCUUUCCAUUCCCACUUUAUUACUUCUCCCCCUCAUCCCAGGAGCCCUCACUGCUUCAUUGGACAUUCUCCGUCCGAGAAAGUGGGACCUCCGCCUCUUCACGCCCGGCUGCAACCCCAACACCACCUCCUUCGAACUAUCUGUUUUCCACACCCAGGGAGUCACAGUUACAGCAGCGGGAUGUAACCUUCUGGAUAGUAGCGUGAAUGUUUCCUCCGUGGAUAGUUUCUCGUGGAAGAGUCCCGGGGCGACGCGCUAUGAUUUAUGUCUUUAUGAGAGGUGUGAGGAGGGGGAUGGGACUGCGAAUGGGAAUGGGAAUGGGACGGGCAGGGUACAGGCUGUGAG